Acanthosepion pharaonis is the source of this 774-nucleotide messenger RNA. Lineage: Eukaryota; Metazoa; Mollusca; Cephalopoda; Sepiida; Sepiidae. The record is from the annotation of a GenBank genome assembly.
AUGAUUGUGGUUCGUGUGAAGCAAGAAAAUCUACAGGUAGGCCAAGAAAAACGACCAAGAGAGAAGAUCGUGCUAUGGAUAAAAUUUGUUCUAUUGUUUUUUUACCAUUGUGUGACCUCGUUCUUUUAUUUUAUUUUUCUUUCUACGGACUUUUCUUCCUCUUUCUCCUUCUUCUUCUCCUCCUCCUCCUCAUCCUACACUCCUACUACUAAUACUUUCUUUUCCUCGUUUCUUUUCCUCUUUUUUCUCUUCUUCAUUCCUGGUUUUCUUUCUUUUUAUUCCUUUUCUUCUUUUCUUUAUUCGUCAUCGUCGCCGUUCGUAGCGUUCUUUUCUACUGUUUGCCUUUCUCUUUGUCUCCUUCUUCCCCGUCAUCCUUCGUCUCCACUUCCUCUUCAAAUUCUUCUCUCUUUUUAUUGUCUUAACCACCUCUGGAAGGAGAGAAAAAAAGAAAAGAAGAGAAGAAAUAUUUUUCCAAUUCCUCCUCCCUCUCUUUCCGUUUAUUAUUUCUUUCUUCCAAAGCUUCAUCCUUUUUUAUUCUCACAUUACUACUCUUUUCUCCUCCUUCUUCACUUUUCUUCUGCCUUUAUUUUCGCCCUCUGCUCUCUUUUUCUUCUUUUGUCCGUAUUUCUUUUUCCUUCCUUUUCUUCGCAUCUUUUUCUUCUUCAUUUUUCUACUUUCUUUUCCCAUCCUUCUGUCUCAUUUUACUCUUCUUCCUCUUCAUCGUCUUUAUUUAAUUUCCCUUCGCCUCCUUUUCCUAUAGAUCUUCCUGACUAA